UGUGAGUGUGGGCUCCCAUGUGAACACAAGCGCCUAGUUGCGCAUGUGCGCUAUAUUGGUACAUAUGUACUGAAGUGACAUUUCGAACAGUCCAGUGUGCACAUGCCAGGUACUGGAUCAGUUGAGGACACUGGCUUUGUGUGGAGUGCAGGGUCCACAUCUGUGGAAAUGCGCUGCGGCAAAAAAAAAAAAAAAAACAUUUUGUCGUUGCAGUAGAAAAAAGUCUGCAGCGGCUCCAACUUGAGGCUGACUGUCAGACAUGAUGCGCAGGAACAUUUAAACGAUUUCACCGAGCGUACAGCGGGAGCUGUUUUUGGACUCAAACGGUCGUUUAAACAGUCCAGUGAUGAAGGUAGAUGACCUGCUCUCGCCAAAUAACGCGCUGCUGUGCCGCACCCUCGCCUGUACCCUUGGCUUUUGGCUGUGACUCAAAGCUGUGGAGUUGACAGAAGGUAAUCCCCACCAUGUGAGGCCUCGGCCCCAGUUUGGAGGCGGGGUGUGAUUCAUUCAAAUCUGCCGGUGCUUUAUAAAGAGGGGAAGUUGCAAGUAACCCAACUUCAAACCCACAAGACCGUGGCACGGCACAAGGACAAUUCGGGUUGGGUAUUAUUAUUAUUUUUUUACAAGUGAUAAUGAAUACUAUCAAAGCUAUUAAAAAUGCUAUAGUCUGCCUCGCCUUGCUGCCCCGUUUUCUGAUGGCAGCAGUCAUGUUCUGGCUGCUUGACUUCUUAUGCAUAAGGAAAAGGGUUUUCUUCAGGAUGAAGGAGCAGGAGGACGAUGCCAUCGAUCCUCCCCUGUGCAUAUCCGACUCCAAUCGUCUCUUCAGCCUGGAGUCCCUCAAGGCAGUGUGGCACGGUCACAAACUGGACUUUCUGAAAGCAGCGCACCUCGGACACGGAGCUCCCAACACCGAAGUUGUUCAGCUGGAGGAUCAGAGGCGCAGCCGCAUCCUCGAUUACGCAAAGGACAAGAGACCGCUCAUCCUCAACUUUGGCAGCUGCACCUGACCACCGUUCAUGGCGCGUCUCAAGGCUUUCCAGGGAGUCGUGCAGCAGAACGCAGAUAUAGCAGACUCUGUAGUUGUGUAUAUCGAGGAAGCGCACCCCUCCGACGGCUGGAUGAGCACCGACGCGCCCUAUCAGAUUCCCAAACACCGGUGCCUGGAGGACCGGCUGAACGCCGCGCAGCUGAUGCGCCUGGAGGUGCCCGGCUGCCUGGUGGUGGUCGACAGCAUGGAGAACUCCUCCAACGCCGCGUACGGAGCAUAUUUCGACAGACUUUAUAUACUGCAGGAGGGGAAGAUAGUUUACCAGGGCGGCAGAGGACCCGAGGGGUAUCGGAUCACGGAGCUCAGAGACUGGCUGGAUCAAUACAGAGAAAGGCUGGAAAAAUCCAGUAAUCUAGUUAUUCACGUGUAGAUCGAUUCUCAUCUUCUUCUUCUUCUUUUUUUUUCUUUAGAGCUGCUACGUCGAGAAAACAAAAAAAAAAUGCUGCAGAUUUUCCCUUUUUUCAGUAUUAUAACUCCAACUAGAUAGAUCUUACUCCAUCAAUAAUUGUUUAAGUGUAUUUAUUUUUGAUAUGGUUGGAUCACAGUAAUCGUAGGAUGUAAUCCAGUUAGGCUCCUUCGCGUCAUAUCGGACUUCUGUACCAUCCUGUCACACCCGCCCCGCAGACAGGUUAGUCUAGACCCUGUGAACAAAAACUAUGUUAUGUGUCAAAAGUUUGUCUUUUUAUUCCUUCAAAUUUUUUUUGUCUCCCUUGUCUCUUCUGUGUAAAUGCGCCUGUGAAUGACUCGGUCGGGAUGUUGAGAUGUGCGCAUCACUGUGUUCGUCAGUAUUGUUGUGAAGUUCGGUUUUUAAACGGUCUGAAUCCAGAGAACCGACACUGAUGUUUUUUAUACUGGAGAUCAUGGUGAAGGUGCUGCUGUCUGCCCUGCAUGGCGCAACUGUUUUUUGUAAAUAUUGUUCCGUUUUAUGGAUAUAUUUUUCAUACAAUAAAAGAAAAAAAAUCAUUUGA
This is a messenger RNA of Acanthopagrus latus (yellowfin seabream), 2016 nucleotides long. It is a transcript of the gene dio3a, whose product is annotated as iodothyronine deiodinase 3a. The record is from RefSeq and is a predicted model, not a curated record. Gene Ontology annotation, molecular function: thyroxine 5'-deiodinase activity. The transcript has a single exon. NCBI's taxonomy places the organism in Eukaryota, Metazoa, Chordata, Actinopteri, Spariformes, Sparidae.